AUGUCAACCCAGAUUCAAAUCCAAGGCAGGCAGACAGACAGACAGACAGACGAAUUAUGGCUAUUUUUGGCACCGCAGAAAAGCUGGAGUUUCACAAAUAAGCCAGUAUUCAUCCAUGCCUUUCUCCCCCAGGCUUGCAAAAAGGGCUGCGAUGGCCUGGAAAGGUCUGAAGAGGAUAUAGUAAAUUUUGGGGAGUUUGGCCGUCGGGCAAAGACAUCCUUUCGUCGAGAACAAGCCUCACACUGUGGACGAGGUGUCACCGUCACCGCCAUGUUUUUGCGAGGCGAGCAAAGCGAGGACGGAUACUAUGCAUCUUUGCAAACGCCGGAUCGAUUGACAAACCACUUGUAUCAGCUGUAG
This is a messenger RNA of Histoplasma capsulatum G186AR, 360 nucleotides long. RefSeq lists its product as uncharacterized. NCBI's taxonomy places the organism in Eukaryota, Fungi, Ascomycota, Eurotiomycetes, Onygenales, Ajellomycetaceae. Bases 1 to 360 code for a protein of 119 amino acids. The record is from RefSeq and is a predicted model, not a curated record. The transcript has 4 exons.